AUGAAUUCGGGUAGCAAUGCUCUCCAAUUUGAUUACUGCGUCCGCCAAUCGAUUCGAUAUGGUAUCGCAAUGUUAAGCCUUGGAAUAACGUGUUUAGUAUGUGCGAUUAUGUGCGAUUUUCUGUCCUAUACAUUUGAUUACACGAUCGCUUUCCAGUACAUCGCUGCUGUCGCGAUUGUAAUCAUCAGUACGCAAAUGCUGAUUACUUUUGCUGGAAGAAAUCGUUUGCGCUUCUUCUUGAACGAGCCAAGACGAUUUCAAGUAGUACUACUUGCACAAAUUACUUUGCCUGCUAUGGCUCUUGUUUUGACCGCGUGGAAUUUUAGAUCGAUACCUGGAUCCUUCAUUGGCCUUCUUAUUGCUAAUAUAUUGUUUCUAACGAGUGCUACUGCCGCUAUUAUCGUCGUUGGGGCCAGCAAUGUGAUACUGCAAAAAGCAUUACACUGUGCACCGGAUUCAACUUCAAAUACGUCAUAUCAAAUGAGCAGGAUUGAACAAUCUACCCAAGCCGCCACAACAACGGUAUCCCCAACGACUCGUUUCGAGCAUGCAAGAAUAAGGAAUCAUCAAUUUCGCAGGGUUUCGCCACCUUCAUAUAAUGAUGUCAACAAUGGCCACCAAUGUGAGCGCGCAUCAGCCCCACCAGACUAUACUAGCAUCGCCUUAGUCAGAUAA
This is a messenger RNA of Trichoplax adhaerens, 675 nucleotides long. RefSeq lists its product as uncharacterized. NCBI's taxonomy places the organism in Eukaryota, Metazoa, Placozoa, Uniplacotomia, Trichoplacea, Trichoplacidae. The transcript has 4 exons. The coding region runs from base 1 to 675 and encodes 224 amino acids. The record is from RefSeq and is a predicted model, not a curated record.